AUGGAUGAAACACAGAACAACAGGACUUCUCUGGUUAAAGGUGCCAAGGACAUCGCCAAAGAGGCCAAGAGGCACGCUUCCAAAAACUUAAACAAAGCCGUCGACCGUGCCUCUGAUGAAUACUCGGGUCAUCGCAGCUACAACCGAUUCGAGAACGAGGACGAAGAAGAGAACAACUACAAUUCUUACCAUCAGCAAGACGGUCACUACGCCGACAACGCGGCCAACGACGAGGACGGGGCCUCCAGCGACGCCACGGAGGGCCACGAUGAUGAAGAUGAGAUCUACGAGGGGGAGUACCAAGGUGUGCCGGCCUACAGCGACGGGAAAGCACGGGACGGUCAGGUGGCUCUGGGCCAGCCGGUCUCUGACACAAAGAGCAACAAGGAGCUGGAGAACGAGCGGCAGGCGGACGAGGAGGAGCUGGCCCAGCAGUACGAGCUGAUCAUGCAGGAGUGUGGACACGGGAGGUUCCAGUGGCAGCUGUUCUUCGUUCUGGGGCUGGCGCUCAUGUCGGACGGCGUGGAGGUGUUCGUGGUGGGCUUCGUCCUGCCGAGUGCUGAGACGGACAUGUGUGUCCCGAACUCUGGAGCUGGAUGGCUCGGCAGCAUCGUGUAUCUGGGGAUGAUGUUCGGAGCCUUCUUCUGGGGCGGCCUGUCGGAUAGAGUGGGCCGCAGACAGUGCCUGCUGAUCUCCAUGUCCGUCAACGGCUUCUUCGCCUUCCUCUCCUCCUUCGUCCAAGGCUACAGCAUGUUCCUCCUCUGCCGCAUGGUGUCUGGCUUUGGGAUUGGCGGAGCUGUACCGAUCGUGUUCUCGUACUUUGCCGAGGUUUUGGCUCGGGAGAAGAGAGGAGAGCAUCUGAGCUGGCUCUGCAUGUUCUGGAUGAUCGGAGGGAUCUACGCCUCAGCCAUGGCCUGGGCCAUCAUACCGCACUAUGGAUGGAGUUUCAGCAUGGGCUCGGCGUACCAGUUCCACAGCUGGAGAGUGUUUGUGGUGGUGUGUGCGCUGCCGUGUGUGUCUGCGGUGGUCGCUCUCACUUUUAUGCCUGAGAGCCCCCGCUUCUUCCUGGAGAUGGGCAAACACGACGAGGCCUGGAUGGUGCUCAAACAGAUCCACGACACAAACAUGCGAGCCCGAGGAGAGCCGGAGAGAGUCUUCACCGUGAACCGCAUCAAAAUCCCCAAACAGCUGGAUGAGCUGGUGGAGAUGCAGAACGAGUCGGCCAACCCGGUUCUCAAAGUCCUCUACAAGAUGAAGACGGAGCUCAGAGGAAUCUGGUUGACUUUCAUGAAAUGCUUCAACUACCCGGUGAAAGACAACACCAUCAAACUAGCAGUUGUCUGGUUCACUCUGUCUUUUGGGUUCUAUGGACUCUCCGUUUGGUUUCCUGAUGUCAUCAAGCACCUUCAGGCCGACGAGUACGCCUCCAGAGUGAAGAUCCACAACAGCGAACGCAUCGAAGACUUCACCUUCAACUUCACCUUGGAGAACCAGAUCCACAGGAACGGAGCCUUCAUAAACGACAGGUUUAUCAGUAUGAAGUUUAAGGCGGUGCAAUUCAUCGACUCCUCUUUCAUCAACUGCUUCUUUGAAGACGUCUCCUCUGUCGGCUCCUCUUUUAAAAACUGCACCUUCAUCGACUCCUUCUUUUACAACACAGAUAUCGACGACGCCAAACUAACGAAUUCGAGGGUGAUCAACAGCUCCUUUCACCAAAACAAGACGGGCUGUCAGAUGACGUUUGACGACGACUACAGCGCGUACUGGGUUUACUUCGUCAACUUCCUGGGAACGCUGGCGGUGCUGCCUGGAAACAUCGUCUCCGCCCUCCUCAUGGACAAAAUAGGACGCCUCAGCAUGUUGGGAGGCUCCAUGGUGCUGUCAGGCAUCAGCUGCUUCUUCCUCUGGUUCGGCACUAGUGAGUCCAUGAUGAUCUUCAUGCUCUGCCUCUAUAAUGGUCUCAGUAUCUCUGCCUGGAACUCUCUGGAUGUGGUCACCACUGAGCUGUACCCGACAGACAGAAGGGGCACAGGUUUUGGCUUCUGUAACGCUAUGUGUAAGCUGGCAGCAGUUCUGGGCAACCUGAUCUUUGGCUCGCUGGUUGGCAUCACCAAAGCCAUCCCCAUCCUGCUGGCCUCGUCUGUGCUGGUUGGAGGCGGGCUUGUGGGCCUCCGACUGCCAGACACUCGAGCCAAUGUCCUCAUGUAAACGUCGACACACAGCAGUAUGUUGUUUACCAGGUAUUCACUCAGUGUGCUGAAGAACCGUCAUGGUCUUUAAUUUACCCAAACAUCGCCCUGCAGUCAUCCCUCUUUGAUUUAUCGUUUGAUGAAUAAGUUCACAAACUCAUUACAGACGAGUGAUUGUUCUGUUAUCCCUGAGAGGAA
Notolabrus celidotus (New Zealand spotty) is the source of this 2387-nucleotide messenger RNA. RefSeq names its product synaptic vesicle glycoprotein 2C-like. The record is from RefSeq and is a predicted model, not a curated record. Lineage: Eukaryota; Metazoa; Chordata; Actinopteri; Labriformes; Labridae. Gene Ontology annotation, cellular component: membrane. Gene Ontology annotation, biological process: chemical synaptic transmission; transmembrane transport. Gene Ontology annotation, molecular function: transmembrane transporter activity.